AUGCAAUUGUUCAAGCCCAUCUCCAUUUUAGCUUCAGCUACUCUUGCGAUAGCUACUCAAACUCGUUACCAGUUCUUUGCUAAGUCUGACUAUUACCAAGUUAACGGAAAUGGAUUAACUUUCAUCAACGAAGGUGCUAAUAUUGAAUACUUUUUGGUUCAGAAUGAUACUUCAUCAACUCCUGUUGUUUUAACAUAUGAUGAUGAACAACAACAAGUCUUUUUUUCAACUGGUCCCCAACUGAAACUUAAUCUUACAAAAGAAUGCUACGGUUAUUUCUUAGAAUUGACUAAAGGAACAGCAUUAAAGACUACAAUAGAAGAUGGGGUUGUUUCGUUUGAUGGUAGUGACGGGUUACAUGCAGUCCGAGGUCUCACUUUACCAAAUACAGGUGAUAAUUAUGUAGUUAUUGUGGGGGGUUACGAACAUGGAUUUCCUUUCACCAUUGAAGCAAAGGAGUAUGUGGGAUGA
Molecule: messenger RNA, 471 nt
Organism: Lodderomyces orthopsilosis Co 90-125
Lineage: Eukaryota; Fungi; Ascomycota; Pichiomycetes; Serinales; Debaryomycetaceae
Exons: 1
Coding region: 1-471 (156 amino acids)
Source: RefSeq, a predicted model, not a curated record